Procambarus clarkii (red swamp crayfish) is the source of this 1139-nucleotide messenger RNA. Its product is annotated as techylectin-5A-like. The record is from RefSeq and is a predicted model, not a curated record. Lineage: Eukaryota; Metazoa; Arthropoda; Malacostraca; Decapoda; Cambaridae.
UUUAUCACAUUGCAUUUAUAAGGUUGUUCUUCCUUAUCUUUUUGUCAUGUCACUGUUACAGAAGACGUUGUCAGCAGUAAAAGAGACUAAGACCAUUGAGAAAAAUCCGCGACACUGCAAAGACCUACUGGCUGCUGGCGAGACUGGAGCCGGCAUCCGGCAGGUGUAUCCGUUCCGUAAGCACCCUGACGCCUCCGUUACCGUUUUCUGUGAUCAAAGUGUAGACGGCGGCGGCUGGACCGUCUUCCAGAGACGCCGCAACCUCUCUGAAUGAGAAGAUUUUUACCGUACAUGGGUCGAGUAUCAACUAGGAUUUGGUCAUCUGGAGGGCGAGUUCUGGCUGGGCCUCGACCUUCUCCACCAGCUCACUUCUGUCACACUUCAGGAACUGAGGAUUGACCUCAAGAACUAUGAGGGGGAACAACGAUGGGCAAAGUACGGACGCUUCAACAUAAUGGCUCCUGACACAAAUUACCGUAUCAGUGUGGGAAGGUACACGGGCGACGCCGGAGACGGUCUGGGAGGCGGGAAGCACGAUGGAUACCCCUUCUCCACCCACGACGCUGACCAUGACAAUAGUACAGCAAACUGUGCCCUCGCGUACCGUGGCGCCUGGUGGUAUGACAAUUGUCACAUCUCCAACUUGAACGGCUACCAGUACGUUGGCAAACAUGAGAGCUAUGCAGACGGCAUCGACUGGCAACCGUGGGAGGGCUACCAUGACUCUCUCAUGGAGACCACCAUGAUGAUCAGACCAGCCUUCUAAAUGAUUGAUCAGGUCCUCCGCCAAGGCUGUCGUGACCACACCACUGUAAGGACAGGUCGUACCGGCUUGACCACCGCUGUUGAGUAUAACAUUGAAAUCUACUGGUUUAGUAAAGAAGUUUCAGUAACUUUGUUGAUGAUGGCUUCGACAUUUGCUUUCUCCCUACUCAGAAAAAUGGUAAAUAAUCAUAAUUUAGGCCCUACACAAAUUUCUUCUAGUUCAGUACUUUUGUAAGCAUUGAAUAACCACAUAUUAUUGGUCAUUAUUGAAGAAUUAGCUUGAGCAUUGGCUUCCUGCUCUUUGAACACUUACGAGUAACUGAACAUUAUGUAGGAACAAUGGCUUGUACUGCACCGCCUCUUCAGUAUUUCUC